AUGAAAAAAAGGCCUGCGAAAGACGAAAUAACUCCACCAAGUUCGACGGUGAGAAGGAUUGAUGUUGGUCCUUGUAAAGCUCCCCUUUCACCGGAGCUUUCGUCGCCAAUAGCUCCCUCUAAAGCUAAGAAACAUAAGUCCAGUGGAAAUUUGACUUUACAAGAGCUUCUGAAGUCACUGGAAAGUAGAAGGGCUGCAGGAGAGAUGAUGAAGAAACCUCCAUAUUCAUAUGCGACUUUGAUUGGACUGGCGAUUUUGCAGUCAAGUAGUGGGAAACUUACCUUAUCGCAGAUUUACAAUUGGAUCUCAGUUCAUUUCCCUUACUAUCGAUUGAAGGAUUCCGGCUGGCAAAACUCGAUAAGACAUAACCUUUCGUUAAAUGAAGCAUUUAUCAAGACUGAUAAGUCGUGUGAUGGGAAGGGCCAUUUCUGGGAAGUCAAAUCAGGGUAUGAAACGAGGUUCUUCAAGGGUGAGACUAAGUCUAUUGAAGAUCUUAGACUCGUCCUGCAAGAUAUCGACUCAUUAUUCGAUUUUGGGCUCAAUGAGCCAACUCCAGUCGAAAAAGGUCAUGACUCUGAGGAUGAGAAUGUGCUGUUGCAAUUGAACUCUUCUCCAACAGCUAUGCCUUCGCAUGUGAAGCUUACAGUCUCGGAUUUUAGUGGCCCAGAAACGCCGGUCCCGGAGGCACAAAAGAGUAAUUACAAUACAUUGAGCCCUCCUUACCCACUGAGGAAAUUCCACACUAGUCUUGGACUGCCGAGAGUGGUCACAGAUAGUUCUUCUAAUACACUUGCAGCUCCAAGCUCCACUCAUAACAUGUUUCUUUCGUCCCAGGAUUUCAAGAGAUACACCUGUUCUUUCAACUCCAGCUUUGAAGAGGUUGAUAACCAAGCUGAUGAUACUUUCCUAGAUCCAGUUCUCGAUGAACCGUUCGAGGGCGUAUGCGAACAGGAAUCGCUUCAACAACCACAGCACAACGACCCACUGCGGACCCCGAAGACAUCCCAAAGACAAAAUUGGGAAAGAACUCCAUGCAGAUUUAUCACAACGCCAAAGGACGCAAGUUCCACUUUAAAGAAAUGGCAAACACCAUCGCAUCUUUUUGAAGACUUGUACUGUUCACCGAUCUUCAAAUGUCUCGCCGAGACUCCCUCACGCGAAUCAGACGCUAGAGCGCUCUCACCAAGGAGGUUAUCUGCUCAUAGCGCUGGUGGUAGUCGAAAUAGGUCAAAAUUCUCUGCUGGGGGGUUAUUUGGAGUAGAUGUGUAUGCUGUGUGGAAAAGAGCUACCGAGGAUGUAGCAAGCAAGAAGGCAAAUUCGUCAGGGAAACUCGAGCAACCAUUCGAGUCGACCCUGACCGCGUCCGAGGAGGAUUGUGAAGCCAGGGAUCAUGGGAAAGGAGAAUUAAUGGAGUUUUAG
Messenger RNA from Torulaspora delbrueckii, 1419 nucleotides. It is a transcript of the gene HCM1, whose product is annotated as Hcm1p. The record is from RefSeq and is a predicted model, not a curated record. The transcript has a single exon. Gene Ontology annotation, molecular function: DNA-binding transcription factor activity, RNA polymerase II-specific; RNA polymerase II cis-regulatory region sequence-specific DNA binding. Bases 1 to 1419 code for a protein of 472 amino acids. Gene Ontology annotation, biological process: regulation of transcription by RNA polymerase II. Lineage: Eukaryota; Fungi; Ascomycota; Saccharomycetes; Saccharomycetales; Saccharomycetaceae.